This is a messenger RNA of Ictalurus punctatus (channel catfish), 1310 nucleotides long. Its product is annotated as CDC42 small effector protein 2. Bases 299 to 526 code for a protein of 75 amino acids. The transcript has 5 exons. Lineage: Eukaryota; Metazoa; Chordata; Actinopteri; Siluriformes; Ictaluridae. Gene Ontology annotation, cellular component: plasma membrane. Gene Ontology annotation, biological process: regulation of Rho protein signal transduction. The record is from RefSeq and is a predicted model, not a curated record. Gene Ontology annotation, molecular function: small GTPase binding.
UCCUGAAUCUAUGAUGUAUAGAUCUGCAGAAGUCAGGAGAACGGUGAGAAAAUCUGAAAGCACUUUUUUUUUCUGACAGCAACUUCGAGGAAGUGUCCGAGGAGGAACGCCCGUCACCAACUUCCGGCACAAACUUGUAGCAGAGUUGAAGACUGAACAGGAAGCCCAAAGAGAGAGAGGCAUAGAAAGACACAAGAAACGAGAGAGAGAGACUGUUUGGGAGGAAGUGUGUGUGUGUGUGUGUGUGUGUGUGUGUGUGUGUGUGUGUGUGUGUGUGUGUGUGUGUGUGUGGGGAGACAUGACGGAGUUCUGGGUGUGCUUUAGUUGCUGCAUCGCCGAACAGCCUCAACCAAAGAGAAGAAGGCGGAUUGAUCGCUCGAUGAUCGGAGAGCCGACCAACUUUGUACACAUGACACACGUGGGAUCAGGAGAUAUGGGGAUGGGCCUCCCAGCGGUGAACUCGGUGCAGGCACAGAUGAAAUCUAAAGGCGGUUAUGGGAAUGGCACACCGGCGAGUGUGCAGUGAUCCACGUGGACACCAGUGUGUGUGACCUGCUGAACUGAAACAGUGAGGAAGAGGAACAACGCUGGAUUUAAACUUUUUUAAUUUUUUAUAUAUAUAUAUAUAUAUAUAUAGCUAUACACACACACACACACACACACACACACACACACACUGGAUCAGCGAGUCAGAGCACUGGUCUGUGAGACGCGUGUAUAUCUGCAUAAUCGCACUGUUAGACGCUUAAAGCUUUCUGAUCAGAGUUUAAACAUUCACACCCAUGCUCGCCACACCAACCAAUCAACAUCCGGCAUCCAUUAACCCUCCGCCCCUCCCCACCCCACCCCUCCCCUCCCCACCCCUCCCCUCCCCACCCCACCCCACCCCACCCCACCUCCCUCAUGGACGCUUUAUUUAUUUGGUGAUUUGUCUCGCAGGUUAAAUAUGGUGGCUGGGCCACUGCGCAUCACACACACACACACACACACACACGUUUAAAUGAUGAGUGAGCGUGAGCAGUAGCUUGAACACAGACACAAAUAGAGACGUAAAUAAUGAGCGUUUUUUUUUCAUGAUUUUAUAUCUUUUCAUAUAAAUUUAUGAAUAUAUAUAUAUAUAUAUUCCGUGGGAUGUGGAAUAUCAUUCUUUUAUUUUUUUAAAGCUUUUUAAAUGCGCCGUGUUGAAAUAAACUUGACAUGUGCAACCUCACUGUAAUGUCUUCCCACAGUGCUGUCCUUCGCCGUGUUAAACUGCGGGAGGAUUCUUGUACAGAUGUUUUCAUGCCCAAAUAAAUGAUGCCAAGCAGCAA